Messenger RNA from Cavenderia fasciculata, 867 nucleotides. Its product is annotated as sterol desaturase family protein. The record is from RefSeq and is a predicted model, not a curated record. NCBI's taxonomy places the organism in Eukaryota, Evosea, Eumycetozoa, Acytosteliales, Cavenderiaceae. Gene Ontology annotation, molecular function: iron ion binding; C-4 methylsterol oxidase activity. The transcript is spliced from 2 exons. Bases 1 to 867 code for a protein of 288 amino acids. Gene Ontology annotation, biological process: sterol biosynthetic process.
AUGAACAAAACAACAGCCACCUUUAAUCUUUCAAAGUUUGUUUCACUUUUCAAGUCAUCACAAGACUAUAGUAUCGCCAAUGCCGAUCCACCACCAUCCACAGCCGUUGAAUAUGGAUGGUUAUGGAUUCUUGAAAACUAUGGCGAAUUUGGUCUCUUUUUAAUCUUUUAUGGUCUCAUGGCUGUCUUGUAUGCAGUCGGUGGUUAUGUCUUUUAUCUCUUUGAUAAAUAUAAAUUAUUCCGUUCAAGAAAGAUUCAAGUCAAGAAAUACCCAAGUGAAUCAGAUAUUAAAAGAUGUCUAAAUAAUUUAAUUACCAAUUAUAUUUUGGUGAUUUUACCAAUUGGUAUCGUUUCCUUCCCAUUCUCUAAAGUAUUGGGUAUGUCACACUCGAUUCCAACCGUUUGGAGAUUCUUGUUUGACAUUUUACUCUGUUUGAUCGGUGAAGACUUUUUCCACUAUUGGAUGCACAGAUUCUUCCACACCCCAUGGUUCUACAAGAAUAUCCAUAAAGAGCAUCACUACUACUCUGCUCCAUUUGGUUUCACUGCCUCGUACGCCCACCCCAUCGAAGUCAUCUUUUUGGGUAUUGCCACUUUUGCUCCAGCCAUGAUCUUGCGUCCCAACUACAUCACCUUUUACUCGUGGUUCAUCAUCCGUCAACUCGACGCUGUCCUAACCCAUUCCGGUUACGAUAUCGAAUUGUUCCCAUUCAACUUGUUGCCAUACUAUGGUGGUGUCUCUUUCCACGACUAUCAUCACAAGGAAUUCACUUGCAACUAUGGUAGUCGUUUCACUUGGUUGGACAAGUUACUUGGUACCUACAAAGAACCUGUCAUCAAACCUGAAAACCCUAAAAAAUCUGAAUAA